GUGCGACUAGUCCGUGACGUGAGAGAGAGACGGGGCGAUCUCUCGCGGAGCGCGGAGGUUGGCUGAAAUUUUGCGCAAAGUGUAUUUUCGGUAGUAAUCGGGGUGUGCGAUAGCGCGAAUAUUUGGCUCGGCCAGGACACCGCGACGACAUAUCCCCGGGUGAUGAGAAGCGCACGCCGCAGUUAAAAGCCGCGCCAGCCCCACGUGUGUGACAUCUCGCCGUGCGCGCGUUCGCCCGCCUCUCGCACUUCAUAGGGAUAGGGAGAAAAAAAAAUACGGCGCUUCGCAGAAAUACAGAGAUCAUGGCGGUGCCCAACACCGGUGUAGUCGUGCCCCGAAACUUCCGACUCUUGGAAGAACUGGAGCAGGGCCAGAAAGGUGUGGGCGAUGGCACGAUCAGUUGGGGUCUGGAGAAUGAUGAUGACAUGACCCUCACACAUUGGACUGGCAUGAUAAUUGGACCACCUAGGACGCCGUAUGAAAAUAGGAUGUAUAGUCUGAAAAUUGAUUGUGGUCAAAGAUAUCCAGAUGAUGCACCUAAUGUAAGAUUUUUAAGCAGAAUCAAUAUGAAUUGCAUUAACAGUGCUACUGGAGCUGUGGAUAAUCGCAGCGUACCAGUCCUUGCAAAAUGGCAACGAGAAUAUACAAUUAAAACAGUUCUUCAGGAACUCCGUCGUUUGAUGACGUUGAAAGAAAAUAUGAAACUUUCUCAGCCUCCCGAAGGCAGCACUUUUUAGCCUACCCAUACAAACAGAGACAUCUUCCUUUUUGCAAUAGCACGAGGCGAGAUCUAUAAUGAAGGUACCAAAUGAUAUUAAACUGGUGCCCGCUAAAAAUAUAUGUUUAAAAAGAAACAAAAAAACACGAAAAAAACAACUUUGUGAAAGAAAGGAGGUAAUAGCUUGGAAAGUUGAAUGAAUGUGCCGAGUUUAUGUAUAGAUAGAAAAGUUAAUAAGAUAUUUGUGCUGUGACACAACUAUGUCUAAAACUUUCUUUAUCAGAAUUCUUCAUUAAAAAUGUAGCAUCCUUCUCACAUAAAUUCCAAUUAAUUUUGCAAAUAUACAAAUCAUAUGUGCGUAAGAUAAUAAUUCAAUUCACAUAUGAUUUAAUUUAUAGGAACUCUGCUCCAGCUUUUCAAGCUAGUACAAUGUAAAGCGAAAAGAUCAUAUUUUGAAUCUUACAACCGAAGACACAGACUGUGUAAUAAAAUGAAUAAUCAGUAAGAAUAUAUAACUUAUGCCUUUAAAGUUUUUUAACGAGAUGAAGAUAACGUCUGGUAUUGUGAAUCAUUUUAAGACUUCUUCUGUUUGCGCAUAAGUGCCAUUUCAUCUCUUGUGGAGGUGUCUCUCACUCGAUAAUGUUGUAGAAAAUUUGUAAAUUCCAAAUCAUAAGUCUGUACAUUCAUUUUACUUUUCCAUGCUGCAUACCAUUUAAACUGGCGAUCUUAGACGAAAUAACGUGCAUAUAUUGGCAAUUUUGUCCUAGAAACGGCCUCUCACAUUAAACGAAUUACGUUUUGUAAUCGUCGAGAUGUCGCUCCGUAAAUGAAACAUACGUAAAUGUUUGAUUUGUAAUAUCUCAUAUGAUGAAUGAUACAUAAUGUUGUAUGGCAAAGUACAUCAACGUAUGAAGCAACGUGAAUGAGAUCUUUUAUUUAGUAUCAUAUUUGAAUAUAUGUGUAUUGAAAACUAUCCAUAUAUGUAUGUAUAUUUGAUUAUAACUAUUAAAAUAUAAUGCAAUUAGUAUGCAGAUCAGGCUUCAUGAUUGAUGUAUUAUGAAUACAAUUAUUUUAAUUAUAAUUUUACUACAAAUUAUUAAAAAAAUCAUAGAAAACUUCUAAUUCUUAAACACAUGUAAAAUACACAAGCUGCGUAUUCAUUGUUACAAAAUCAGAUUUAUCUCACCUUUAGUGCAAUUAUAAUUAUAAAUUAUAUGCAUUAUAUUACUGGAAGAGAGAGUCGAAUUGUAUGCAGCCUAUUGAUGAUUCCCGAUAAAUGACAUGUUAUGUUCCAGCAAGAGCAUAAUUAUAUAUAAUAUUAUUAUGAUGUCGUCUUGAGAUUUAUAUCGUCCAAUUAAUCGAAAGGAUAUCUUUAUACCCUAGACUAAAGCAAAUGCCACCAAAGUAGAUUUCGAAAUAUCUUUCACAUUUGUGUAAUUAAAAAAUUUUCAAUUACCCAAACGUGCAACGCAUACACGUGGAAUAUGCAUACCUCUUUGUCCGCUUUGCAUUUCAGUAUUACACUAUCGAUAAUAUAAUAGUGUAAUUUAAAAAUCAUCCUAUUGAAAGAGUAAUGAGUCAAGAACUCCAUGUGGACGAAAUCAAGCUUAAGGAGAAUAAAAUGAUUUCCUUAGAAAUAA
Molecule: messenger RNA, 2358 nt
Organism: Nylanderia fulva
Lineage: Eukaryota; Metazoa; Arthropoda; Insecta; Hymenoptera; Formicidae
Gene: Uev1A
Product: Ubiquitin-conjugating enzyme variant 1A
Source: RefSeq, a predicted model, not a curated record